Messenger RNA from Racocetra fulgida, 541 nucleotides. The record is from the annotation of a GenBank genome assembly. NCBI's taxonomy places the organism in Eukaryota, Fungi, Glomeromycota, Glomeromycetes, Diversisporales, Gigasporaceae.
CUGAAAAAGGCAAAGUUGAAGUCGAACGAGUCACCAUCCUCUCCAUAUAUUCAAUUGUCUUCAACAGAUAUUAAGGACGAUAAUAUAAAUAGUAGUUGUAAGACUCAAAAUGAGAUAGAGUUAGACCUUCAAGAGACCAACCCUCCGAGUGUAAGCACAAAUGAUGAAAGAGAUUUUUCUGAGACUUGUAAAGAGGUUAAUGAAGAUGAGAUGGAGUUAGACCUUCAAGAGCCAUCUGUUGUCCACAUUAUUGAGGAUAACUUAGAAGAUCUAGACCGGGAAGCGGUUAUACAUAAGGUUGAAGCAUAUCCAACAGCUGUACGCCGAAAUAAAGAGAGAGAUCCAAAUGACCGUGCACGAAUUGGAUUUAAAGUUGAUGCAGCGAUCGAAUACCAGAAUAUUAGUUGGACCCCAGUUCUUGGCUGUUUAGAGGUUUCUGGUGGUCUUCCACGGUGUUCACGGUCUAAAGAAUGGGAUACUACCCUUAAACUAGGAUUAGAACUCCGGGACCUAUGGGCGAUAGCUGAAGGUCAAUUGAAGG